AUGUCCAUGAACUACUUCAUCAACAAUCAAUCCAGUAACCCACAAAUCCUUUCCUUUGAGUCAUGGGUUGUUUGGCAGAAACUCUUGGGAAGUGCUGAAGGCUUAUGUGCAACGGCAGCAAAGAAUGGUUUCUUUAAUGAGGGGAGGAAGGCGCAAGCUAUGUUGCCAGCAAAUAGCAAACUGCGUACAGAGAUUGGUGGACAACUGCAAGCACUUGGAAACUUGUCUUUCGAUAGAAUAAUGGCUAUUUUUGACAAUGCUGGCAAAAUUUACACCAGAGUGAUAGCAGAGUUUCAGGCCAAUGGUGAUGAGAUCCUGAGCAAUAUGAAUAAUAUGAUAAACGAUUUGGGCAGGAUUAUGUUCAAUGUUGAGGAGCCUGAACGUUCUGCACUGAUAACAUUUCAUGAGGCGCUUUUUAAUUUAAGUCGUCAAGUGAAUACAGUCAACCCAAUACGUCCUAUUGCAUCAGGUAUUUUAGACAUGACUGGGGUUGACAUCAUUUGGUUAAAAAUGAUGAUGAAGAACGGGAUGGUUGGUUGCCUCAGCCUUCUGCCAGACAAAUACACAUCGAUCAGCUUUCCCGAUGCAGUAGAUGAAAUGUGUUGGGUAUUAAUGAACAACUGUGAAUAUGCAACAAAGUAUGGUGGGAUUUCUAUAAUCAAACCAAUCUACAUCCCAUCAGCUGUUGAUAGAGAACCUGAUGUCUGCAGGUCUAUGCAGAUAGAUAAGUUGGUGAACCCGAUAAAUGUUUACUGCAGCACAUCACAAAGGGAAGAAACAGUCCCCAUGAGCAUGAGUGACUUGUCCACUAUUCAAACUCCUCCAACGACUCGCUAUUACGACGUUUCCCGACAUCGGCCUUGA
Paraglomus brasilianum is the source of this 864-nucleotide messenger RNA. NCBI's taxonomy places the organism in Eukaryota, Fungi, Glomeromycota, Glomeromycetes, Paraglomerales, Paraglomeraceae. The record is from the annotation of a GenBank genome assembly.